AUGGCGCCCGUCGACAGAAUAGACCACGAUGGAAUUGAGCAACAGCUCAAGGACGUCAUCCAAGACUUCUACCGCGUCAUGGUCCAAGUCUCAACGUACGACUCCAUGGGCGUCUCCAGCAAAGAAGUCCUAUCCAAAGAAAUCAAAUCCAUCUCCACCUCCCUCCAAAACGUCCACGUCGCCGCCUCCCCUCCGCACCUCCUCCCCUCUGUGCCCCCCGAACUGCUCGAGUACGUCGAAAACGGCCGCAACCCGGACAUUUACACGCGCGAGUUCGUCGAGCUCGUGCGCCGCGGGAACCAGCUCAUGCGCGGCAAGCAGACCGCCUUUGCGUCCUUUCGCGACGUGCUCGCCGAGCAAAUGUCCUCUGCCAUGCCGGAGCUGCGCGAGGAUGUGGCAAAGGUGCUGGAGGCGACGGGGGGCAAUCCAGCGAUUGCGACUGGUGGUGUUGCGGCGGCUGGUAGCAGCGGGACUAGCAGUAAUCUUCCUGCGAGGCCUGCGUCUGCUGUGCAGGGUGGACAGAGUGGGAGCCAGUGA
Messenger RNA from Trichoderma gamsii, 537 nucleotides. RefSeq lists its product as hypothetical. Gene Ontology annotation, biological process: positive regulation of transcription by RNA polymerase II. Gene Ontology annotation, cellular component: chromatin; mediator complex. Gene Ontology annotation, molecular function: transcription coregulator activity. The coding region runs from base 1 to 537 and encodes 178 amino acids. NCBI's taxonomy places the organism in Eukaryota, Fungi, Ascomycota, Sordariomycetes, Hypocreales, Hypocreaceae. The record is from RefSeq and is a predicted model, not a curated record. The transcript has 3 exons.